AUGGACCACAAUGACGGCAACGAAGAGGAAUCCCCCCCAACCACCAGCAUAGCAGACAAGGAGAGCGGCAACAACACCACCGUCGACGCCGCAGUUUCUGGGCCGUGGACCACGCAGAAGCAAGAGGUCACCGUCAAGGAAGAGGCCCUGAGCGAUUCUGACGAUGGUUUGUCCGACGACGGCGAGGUUUUGAGCAGCAGCCCGAUCAAUCGCCCUUCAACGCCCCAAGAAGGCGACUUCCCYCCAGAAACCGACGCGACCAUCGCCCACAACCUUGCCGAACUUCGCGCCAUUUCCCUUCCCAGCUCCGACUUUUUCAGCGGGCACCAAAGGCACUACAAGUACCGCAAAGAGCGCCUCGAACAGUUCUUCGGCAAGUACACAACCUGGGAGACAUAUCCCGGUUUCACGGAAGACAUGAAGCAGGAGUGGCGAGGGUUGCUUGUCGAAUUGGUUACGAAGCAUCAUGAGCGAUUAAUGCCUUUGUUGUUGGGCCCUCAUACAGAUGAUAAGUCGGGAACGCGACAUGCAAAGAGGCUUCCGGGCUCGGUGCAUACGAGGGUGUUGAGGAAGAGACAAGGCUGGUUUGUCGAGGCGGGAAAGCCUUUGCCGGAGUGGAUGUUCAAAGACCGACGGCGUAAUUGA
This is a messenger RNA of Ramularia collo-cygni, 645 nucleotides long. RefSeq lists its product as uncharacterized. The coding region runs from base 1 to 645 and encodes 214 amino acids. The transcript has 2 exons. The record is from RefSeq and is a predicted model, not a curated record. Lineage: Eukaryota; Fungi; Ascomycota; Dothideomycetes; Mycosphaerellales; Mycosphaerellaceae.